Molecule: messenger RNA, 3410 nt
Organism: Diospyros lotus (date-plum)
Lineage: Eukaryota; Viridiplantae; Streptophyta; Magnoliopsida; Ericales; Ebenaceae
Product: DNA mismatch repair protein PMS1
Exons: 11
Coding region: 236-3163 (975 amino acids)
Biological process (GO): mismatch repair
Cellular component (GO): MutLalpha complex
Molecular function (GO): mismatched DNA binding; ATP hydrolysis activity; ATP binding
Source: RefSeq, a predicted model, not a curated record
UAACUAGGGCUCUCUCUCUUUCUCUACACGUUGUUCGGAAUCUGUCGAAACACCGAUUUGUCAAGAGGCUGGACAUGCUGAAAGUGAAAGCCUUCGGCUUCCUAAAAUCCUUGUUUGUCAGUACCUAGGGUUCAUCCUAUGGGCAAAUUUUCUGUGGAGAAGUACGAAAUUGUUCACAACCAUAGUGGCAGUCUGAGAAUUAUUGGCGACACAGUUUGUCCACAGUGAGUCCUACAUGGCGGGCGUAGUGGCUACACCGGUUGAUUCCCCCAUUCGGCCCAUAAACAAAGGCGUAGUUCACAGAAUUUGCGCAGGGCAAGUGAUACUCGAUCUCUCUUCCGCCGUCAAGGAGUUGGUGGAGAACAGCUUGGACGCCGGCGCCACCAGCAUAGAGAUUUCCUUGAAAGAGUACGGCGAAGAGUUGUUCCAGGUCAUUGAUAAUGGUUGUGGCAUUUCGCCUAAUAAUUUCGAGGUUCUUGCACUCAAGCAUCACACUUCCAAAUUAGCAGAUUUUCCCGAUCUUCAAUCAUUGACCACUUUUGGCUUCAGAGGGGAGGCACUGAGUUCUCUAUGCGCUUUAGGGAAUUUGACAGUUGAAACAAGAACAAAAAAUGAAUCAGUUGCCACUCACUUGACUUUUGACCAUUCAGGUCUCUUAACUGCUGAAAGAAAAACAGCACGUCAAAUUGGUACCACUGUCACGAUUAAGAAGUUGUUCUGCAAUUUGCCAGUGAGGAGCAAAGAAUUUCAUCGCAACAUACGCAAAGAAUAUGGAAAACUUAUUUCCUUAUUGAAUGCAUACGCUCUUAUUGCAAAAGGUGUUCGUCUAGUUUGCACAAAUACAACUGGGAAGAACAUGAAAUCUGUAGUACUCAAAACACAGGGAAGUGGUUCCCUCAAAGAUAACAUCAUAACAGUUUUUGGCAUGAGCACUUUUUCCUGUUUAGAACCUGUGAAUUUAUGUAUAUCAGACAGCUGCAAGAUUGAUGGUUAUCUUUCCAAGUCUGGAUAUGGAAGUGGACGCAAUUUGGGUGAUAGACAAUUCUUUUUUGUCAAUGGUCGACCAGUGGAUAUGCCUAAAGUCAGCAAGCUUGUGAAUGAAUUAUAUAGAGGUGCAAAUUCCCGGCAAUAUCCCAUUGCAAUCAUGAAUUUUAUUGUUCCAACUGCAUCUUGUGAUGUCAAUUUAACGCCUGACAAAAGAAAAGUUUUCUUUUCUGAUGAAGGUUCUAUUUUACACUCUUUAAGGGAUGCUUUAGAAAAGCUAUACUCACCAAGUCAUGUAAGUUAUUCUGUUAACAAAUAUACAGAAUCCACUAAGGAUGACAAUAUGUCUAAGGCACAUCCUGGUCAUGAAAGAUCGCCAUUAUCACUGAAGCAGCUGUCUCCAGUUGGCAAUGAUUUUGAGAAAGAAUCAGGCAACAAUGGACAAUGUGGAGAUUGUGACAUACAUGUCGCAAUGGCCAAAGAGGGCAUUCAAGACUCCACUAGUGCAACAGUAACAAAAAAUCCUGGAAGUUCUGUUGGUGAAGAAUUCAGUAUUAGAGAUCAUGGAAGCAAGAAGGCUGAUAGAAUUUCUCGGUGCCAGGAUGGAGAACUUAUUAGAGAUCAUGGAAGCAAGAAGGCUGAUAGAAUUUCUCGGUGCCAGGAUGGAGAACUUAUUAGAGAUCAUGGAAGCAAGAACGCUGAUAGAAUUUCUCGGUGCCAGGAUGGAGAACUUACAGAUCAUCUGAAUAGUUCUACAAGUGAUGAACAGGCUCAGUUCAACUUGAGAGUGGAGAAAGAAACUGUUAAAGCUAAUCAUUCACCUAGUCAGGUAAAUAUCAUACAGUCAUCACUCACCAACUUUGUAACCAUAAACAAGAGAAAACGUGAAAGUAUUAGCACAAUGUUGUCUGAGGUGCCUCUCUUGAGAAAUGGACCUAUUCUGUGUCAAUCGAAGAAAGACAAUUCCACAACAUAUCCUUCAGUUUUGAGAAAUUCGAUGGUCAACUGUCAGAAUCUUGAUGGAUCUGAUGAAGAUUGCAUGAAUGAGCCUAAACCUCAGCGUUCUUCUUGUUUUGGAGCAGAUGAAGUCUCUAUUGACACAGACAUUCCACUUAGUAAAUUUUCUUUUCUAAAGAAUGGAGAACCUGAGAAGGUAUUUAAGAACGACAAGAAAGAUUUACCCUUUGCUGAUGUGCUAGUAACUGCUCCAUCUAAUGAAAGUUUCGAGAAUAUGAUAGAUCUUUCGGAUGCAGCUCCUAUAAUACAGUCUUCUGGUUCACCUUCAGAUUCUCCAUUGCCUUCUUCUGGUUUAAAGAAAUGUUCUAUGUUGCAAUUUAGUUUUAAGGACUUGAAGACAAGGUGGCAGAAGAGGCUCUCCAGAUUGCGGUCCUGCAAUUAUACAUGUGAAAGAACAAAGAUCAAAAGAAAUAGGUCCUUCACUGCUGCAACGCUAGAGCUUUCUCAACCAGUAAAUGAAGAAUGGAAGGCCAGGGCUUUGGCUGCAGCUACUAAUGAGCUGGAAAGACUAUUCAAAAAAGAAGACUUUGGCAAAAUGAAGGUAAUUGGUCAAUUCAAUCUUGGUUUUAUCAUUGGCAAGCUAGAUCAAGACCUGUUUAUCGUGGAUCAGCAUGCUGCAGACGAGAAGUUCAAUUAUGAGCAUAUUGCACAGACAACCAUCUUGAACCAACAGCCUUUGCUUCGGCCACUAAAGUUGGAAUUAUCUCCUGAAGAAGAAAUAGUUGUGUCCAUGCACAUGGAUAUUAUUAGGAAAAAUGGAUUUAGUUUGGAAGAAGAUUUCCAUGCUCCACCUGGGCACCGUUUUAAAUUGAAAGCUGUUCCCUUCAGUAAGAAUAUAACUUUUGGAGUGGCAGAUGUGAAGGAGCUUAUUUCCAUUCUUGCUGAUAGCCAAGGGGAAUGCUCAAUGAUGGGUAGUUACAAAAUGGACACUGUUGACUCAGUUUGCCCACCAAGAGUUCGUGCAAUGCUAGCUUCUCGCGCCUGCAGAUCAUCCGUUAUGAUUGGAGAUCCACUAGGAAGAAAUGAGAUGCAGAAGAUCCUUGAACAUCUGACGAAUCUCAGAUCUCCCUGGAAUUGUCCACACGGCAGACCAACAAUGCGUCACCUGGUCGACUUAACUGACGUGGGUAAAUGGUUAGACGAACAUGACAGUACUCUCUGAUAUUGGACCUUCCUUGCCUGUUGAUUGAUUUACCAACCUAUCCUGUUCCCGUGCCCACCACCAUCUUCAACUUAUUUCUUUAUAAAUUCUGUAAUUUAUUACACAAAUAAAGAAGAUGAAGAGAGUAUGACCUGAUGUAGUCAUUGAUUUUGGAGUGGAAGUAGGAGCUAUCUUCCAUUGUAAUUUUGGAGUGCGAACUACAAUGAAAGCAAAAGCACAUUUAGAUUUAGUUGAUACUUUUUACUUA